Messenger RNA from Rhopilema esculentum, 4300 nucleotides. RefSeq names its product terminal nucleotidyltransferase 4B. The record is from RefSeq and is a predicted model, not a curated record. NCBI's taxonomy places the organism in Eukaryota, Metazoa, Cnidaria, Scyphozoa, Rhizostomeae, Rhizostomatidae. Gene Ontology annotation, molecular function: poly(A) RNA polymerase activity; mRNA binding. Gene Ontology annotation, biological process: RNA 3'-end processing; polyadenylation-dependent ncRNA catabolic process. Gene Ontology annotation, cellular component: nucleolus; TRAMP complex.
GCGGGGGCGAAAGGAGAAAAUCUUAGUGGAAGGAAAAGAAGGCCUACAAGUGACUACUGUACAAGUGAAGAGCUUUCGACGGACAAGAGAUUUAUUCAUAGUAUUUUAAUUUUUAAGCACAGAGGAUCAGUGACGUAAAUUCUUAAUGUUUUAGUGUUUAUUCCGUUUAAAUGGCUGUUGAUUUACGGUCGUAUAACUGUCUGCCAGAGCACCAAGGUCCAGCUUUUCGAACCUGGGCUCGAAUUAUUCAGACGGCCGCCAUGAGUUCAGGGACCCCAACGUCCCCACUUCUUAGUCCAAAUGGUUAUGUAAAUUCAGAUAAUACAUUUGCGAAUUUGAUUCCCGCUGAAGAGGUUAUUCCACUCAAGUCUACCGAUGACACAAGAAAACAGAGAGGCUUUGGAGAAACAAGCAACUCUGGAUCAAGAAAACCAGGACAUAACGAGAACCAAGCAAGUGGCUCUCAAGUUGUAGAUGUCCCAUCGCUUCUUUACGCACCUUGGAAGAAAAGAAGUUAUCCAGAAAAUGCAUAUGGACUGCACCUUGAGGUAAAAGACUUCUAUGAAUAUAUGUCACCAACACCAGAAGAGGCCUUUAUGAGGAAAGAUGCAGUGGAUAGAAUCACAAAUGUUAUAAACUCCAUCUGGCCGACUGCAAAGGUUGAAAUAUUUGGAAGUUACAAAACAAAUCUUUACCUCCCUACCAGUGACAUUGAUCUUGUGGUCUUUGGCUACUGGGAGAAACUACCCUUAUGGACCCUCGAAAGAGCAUUGGUGGAUCAAGAUGUUGCUGAUUCCUCGACUAUCAAAGUACUGGACAAAGCAUCAGUUCCUAUUGUCAAGCUGACAGACAAACGCUCAAAUAUAAAAGUUGAUAUUAGUUUUAACAUGGACACAGCUGUGAAAGGAGCAGAACUGAUUCAGGAGUUUCUGAAAGAGUACAAGAUUCUUCCUCAGUUGUUCAUUGUCUUGAAGCAUUUUCUUGUUAUGAGGCAGCUAAAUGAAGUUUUCACUGGUGGCAUUAGCUCUUAUUGCCUUAUGCUUUUGACUAUAAGCUUCCUUCAGAUGCACCCAAGGCAGGAGUCAAAGCUUCCAAAUGCCAACCUAGGUGUUCUUCUGAUUGAGUUUUUUGAGUUGUAUGGAAGAAAUUUCAACUAUCAGAGGACUGGCAUAAAAAUUAGAAAUGGAGGCUGUUAUUGCUCAAAGGAUGAGAUUAUGAGAGAAAUGGUUGAUGGGCAAUUUCCGUCUUUACUAUGCAUUGAGGAUCCUGUUUCCAAAGUAAUUGACAUUGGCAAGAGUUCAUUUGGAAUAAUGAGAGUUAAAGAAGCCUUUGAAUAUGCAUAUAAUGUGUUGGACAGUGCUUUGAGAAAUCGACAUUACUUUAAAAUCAACCCAGACAGCACCUACUUGAGCAGGAUAAUUCAGGUUCCCAGUGAAAUAGUGCAAUACAGAGAGUGGGUGAAACACCAGUUUCAGGUUUUGUAUGGCCAUACAGUGGACAAGCAAACAGGAACAACAUGUGAGAUUGAUAUCGUAAACAAUGAUGAUUUUCCUCCCCUUGAGUCACCAAAGACUAUUCCUAAACAUAGUAGGACAAAUUCAAGCAAAUCUGUAGCAGAAAACAAAUUAGCAGAGACUCAUCAGCCAGAAUUUAAAGAAGAGCAAAAGAAAAGUAAUACAACAUCUUUAAGUAACUCAAAUCAAUUAUCAUUGCCAUUAAAUAAAAGACUAUCAGAUACAGAAGGUGGUGUACAGAUAGGUGAGGCAGCAACACAGGAUGUAGCAGAAAAGAACAAUAAACCAGAUACAAAUUCAGCAGAUAAUGCACAAACAAAGAAAAAUAAUGUUGUUGAUAUUGGUAGCACAAGUAGUGACAUUGACGAGUUCAUUCUUGAGCCAUACCUGGAAGGUGUUUCAUGGGGCGACCUCUGUGAUGAUACACCUGUGGAUGACAAUUCUGAUACACAAGAUGUUGAAGACCAAGUCUGCCAAAGAACAGGGCACCAAAUAGGUAGUGGGGGAGCAUCAUUGUGGUCGGGAGAUGAAAGUUCCCCAAGUGAGAAUAAAGUUCCAAAAAGACCUUUACAUUUAGCUACAGGCCAUGCCCAUUUUAAAUUUCAUGAUGAUAGAAAUCACACAGGGAAAAGAAGUUCACAUCAUUAUAGAAACAGAAGGCCACGCUCACCAUGUGAAGGAAUAGGCGAGCAGGAUUUAGCAAAUGCUAGACAAGCUCGUCAGCUCAUCAUUUCAUCACCUGAAAAACCCAUCAUUAAGCCAGAAAAAUGGGCUAGAGAAGAUGGAAAAAAUUCAAGAGAUCACAAGAGCCAUGAACACAAUAGAAGUCAUGAUGAAAAACACGAGCAUAGAUACAAAUCAAGCAACCGAGAUUCAAGGGAAUUCCACAGUGAAAAUACAAAGAAUUCAUAUGACCAGACUUAUCAUGAUGAUAAUCAUUCCCAUAAGUAUGGAUCAGGACAUAGGCGGCGUGGUAAAAGAGAUUCUAAACCUUUUUGAAAUACCUCUUCCCAAGCUUAUAUCAAAUAUAAGGCAAUUUUUCUAGCAAAUUUUCAUAGUGUAGUUAUGAUUCAAAUGUCUAUAAAGAAAGAUGUGAUUUGUGAAAGCUAAAAUGUUUAAUGCUUAUAUCCUGGGGUAAUCAUAACCUGCUUGUGCCUCCAUUGUGAUUAAGCAAGUUACACCCCACUUCUUGCUUGCAAGAUAUAUAUGUAUUGGUGUUUUUUAUUAUUGUGAGGUUAAACAAAAUUGGUAGAUGUUUCAAACUAUUAGGCCAUUUCAAUAUUGCAUGUAUUUCAAGAGGCUUCAAGCUUUAUUUGUAAUGGUUCUCUUGAUGAAUAGUUUUUAUGACAUCAAGACCUAAUUAGCCUAAGCCUUUAUAUUCUUAAGUACAGAUAGGUUGUUUUCAAUUUUUUCUUAGAAGAUCGCAAGUAAAUUUCAAAAUAUUUUACAUUUAAAGAAAUGGAUCAAUAACUUUAUCCAUAAUAUGUUGAAUUUAAAGCAGUAAGAUUUCCUGAUCUAUCUUUGAUUUCAAUUAGAUGCAUUUUCAGUUUCUCGCUUUGCAUGUCAAUGCUGAUAUUUUGACCCUUUUUUUACAAUCAUUUAGUAAAAUUAGUUAGGAGUCAUUUUUGUGAUUUAUGGAAAUCUGUUUCAUGCUGGAGGUGAAACAGAUUCAAUUUUAAUAGAAUGAUAAAGGAAUAUAUGUUUAAAUAUCUGGCUGGCUUUGUCUGAAAGUAUAGAGUCACUAAGUUAAGAUAUUUUUGGCCUCUAAGAAAAGCCCUAAAACUGAUAUUGUAAGCUUAUAUUGCAAUAAUUAUUUGUGAGAAAUUUUCGACAUAAGAUGGAAGCUAGCAAUGUAGCCCAUAAUCAAAACAGUCACUUUCCUCUUGUCAAAAACAAAUUUGGCAUUUAAAACUAGACACUGUUUUAUAGGAAGUUUUUGAAUGAAUAAAAAAUCACUUUAUGGUAGACAUUAUCAAACGAGAUCAUCAUUGUUUCUAUGGAUUUUCACCAAAACUUUCUUGAAAAGCCCUAGUGGAGCCUGAUAUAUCCUUUGUUAGUGUUUUUAAUCCCCAGCAAAGAAUCAUACUUAUUUUUAGGUGAUAGGACUUUUAACAACUUAGGCUAUAUGAAAAUUGUUUUAGAUUUCACCCCUGCUUUUUUCUGAUAGGUAGAUAAAUAAAUAUUUGUAAAUUAUUAUGUCUAAAUAAUGUUUGACCUCUUUAGGAUCUUGCUGCUGGCACAUAAAUAAAGUUGGUCUCAGAGGCAAAGUGUUGGCCUGCUUAGGCAUAGCUCUCAAAGGAGCAUUUGAUCUAGAUGUUAUUCAAAUGCCCUUUCUCCCUAUCACUUCUAGAGAUAACAGCUAGCAUUUCUAAAGCAAAUAUCUAAAGUGUAUUAAUAUUUUUUUUGGAUACUAGUUCAUAAAAUUUGAUAUUUUACAAGUAAUGAUAAGCAGUCUUGGGCAUUACUGAUUGAAAAAAAAACCAUUAAAAUGGUAUACAAUUUUUUGUUUAUUCCACUUGGCAAUAUUCUACCUUUUUAUUUGCUGUGUUCUGUCCCAUAUUUACUUAGUGUAUCUUGUCCCUUCCAGUAAACAUAGUGCUUGAAUACUUGCAAGCAAUUUGAAAUAAUUUGCCAGUCGUUCCACUGUUUGGUUAACUAUUUCGGUGUUAUGGUGUGAAAAUAUUCCAUACGGUAUUUAAGUAUAUUUUAGACCGAUUUUGGGUAUUAGAAUUAGGCUAAUCUAAUGUGUAUCUCAGGUAGAUACAAAAUGAACAAUGUUCUCAAAA